GGAUUCUUUCACUUCACGCACUAAAAUCCACAUACCACGAACACGGCAGAAGAAGCAACCCAGAAUAAACACGAGACGGCAAAGCGGUUUCCCCAAUUCGCUCUUCUUGCUUGUUCAUCGAAGGAUAGGCCUCAAUUUUGGCUUCCAAUCGUUCUUCUGCAGCCUCGAUUUCCCCCAAUCUGAGCCGUGUCCACCGCUGAAGUAGUUUAGUUAUUCAAUUUAUUUGUUUAUUGGCCCCCAAAUUCGUCGACUCCACCUCGCGAGAUCAAAUUCGUACAUCAAAUUCGUGUUCCGCCGCGCCCCUUCGAACUCCGGUGCCGGCUCGAGGUUUCCGCUCCCAACAGCUAUCCAAUUUUGUCGGUAGGUAAGAAGAGGUUGUGAGUUCGGGCGUUUAGAGCUCGUCGGUGGCGUCUCGGAUCCUGGCGACCAUGUCUUUGUCGGCGAUUUCCCUGUACACCAGCCCGCCGGGCGCGGUCUACUCUUCCGAGUUUGAUCCGAGCUGCCGUGGCUCGUCGCCGUGCACCACCGCGACGCCCCCGCCGCCGGGAACCUCCCACCGCCCGUCUGCCGUCGCCGGCGGCCUGUCCUGCCUCUUCUCCUCCCCGGCCGCAGCGGCUGCGCCGCCCCGUGCCCCGGCGCACGACGAGCUCGGCGCGCUGUGGCACGACGGAUCCGACGACCUGAGCUUCGGUGGCAGCUACUCCCACUCGUCCUCGCCGCUCAAGCGGCGUGACCUUCACCACCACCACCACCACAGCCCCGUGUCGGUGUUCCAGGGGCCGUCGUCCUCUCCGGCGUCCCGGAGCCCGCCGGCCUCUUGGCUCACCGGCCGCGAGCGCGAGCGCCUUUUCUCUGGCUUUGUGCGCAACGCGCUGGGCUCCUGCAUCGACUAUGUCCCCGCCACCAGUCCGCGGCCUGAGCUAGGUGGCGGCGAGCUCGCGUUCGAGCUCGACGAAAACCUCCCGGAGGCGAGCCCCGCCUGCGAGCCCUACGCCCGCGAGCUCCUCGCCGGUGCCCAGGCUCGCCACCGCAUCUUUCAUGAGGAACUCGUCGUGAGGGCCUUCUUCGAGGCCGAGAAGGCUCACCACGGUCAGACGCGGGCGAGCGGUGAUCCAUUCUUGCAACAUUGCGUGGAGACGGCCGUGCUACUGGCCAAGAUCGGGGCGAACUCGACGGUCGUCUCUGCUGGGCUUCUGCACGACACCAUUGAUGAUUCAUUCGUGGACUAUGAUCACAUCUUCCACAUGUUCGGGGCUGGUGUGGCGGAUCUCGUGGAAGGGGUUUCAAAGUUGAGCCACUUAAGCAAGCUUGCUCGUGAUAACAACACAGCAAGCAGAACUGCUGAAGCAGAUCGCUUGCAUACAAUGCUUCUUGCAAUGGCCGAUGCGCGGGCUGUGCUAAUAAAGCUAGCGGAUCGUGUGCAUAACAUGAAGACUUUAGAAGCUUUGCCUUUGGUCAAACAACAACGAUUUGCUAAGGAGACUAUGGAGAUCUUUGUGCCUUUGGCCAAUCGAUUGGGGAUUGCUAGCUGGAAGGACCAACUAGAAAAUCUUUGCUUCAAGCAUUUGAAUCCAGAGGAGUACACGGAGUUGUCAUCAAAACUUACAGAAACCUUUGAUGAAGCGCUAAUCACGUCUGCUGUGGAUACACUAGAUGAAGGUUUGAGGGAGGCAGGAGUCUCAUAUCGCAAUCUUUCUGGAAGACACAAAAACCUCUACAGUGUUUACUCCAAGAUGCUGAAGAAGAAUUUAACAAUGGAUGAAGUCCAUGACAUUCAUGGCCUGCGUCUUGUGGUUGACAAGGAGGAAGACUGCUACCAAGCACUUGAGGUUGUUCAUAAACUCUGGCCCCAAGUUACUGGAAGAUUUAAAGACUACAUAUCACGUCCAAAGUUAAAUGGGUAUCGUUCAUUGCACACUGUUGUCUUGAGUGAAGGCGUUCACCCUUUUGAAGUCCAGAUCCGCACAAAGGAGAUGCAUCUACAGGCUGAGUAUGGAUUUGCUGCACAUUGGAGGUACAAGGAAGGUUCGUGCCGGCACUCCUUUGUACUUCAGAUGGUGGAAUGGGCAAGAUGGGUGCUUACGUGGCAAUGUGAAGCAAUGAACAAGGAACAUUCGUCGUGUCAAGUAAACAGCGAUGCGAUCAGGCCGCCCUGCCCAUUUCCGUUGCAUUCUGAGGAGUGCGCUUACUCAUACACCCGCCAAUGCAACCACGAAGGACCCUUAUUUGUUAUUUUACUCGAACAUGACAAGAUGUCUGUGCAAGAAUUCCCAGCGGGCUCAACUGUAAUGGAUCUCAUGGACCGAGUGGGCGCCAACAGUCCAAGAUGGAGCCCCUACAGCGUGCCCAUGAAAGAAGACCUUCGACCGAAGGUCAAUCACGAGCCUAUAAGCAAUCUGAGAAGGCCUCUCGGCAUGGGGGAUGUGGUGGAGCUGACACCGGCCCUUCCUGACAAGUCGCUGACCGAGUACCGGGAAGAGAUUCAGCGCAUGUACGACUGCGGUGGCUUCGCCCUUGCCGCCACUCGGGGCAGCCGUGGAGGAUCAAGACGCUGACGGUACUCACCACGAAAUUUAACAACCCGUUUGUACGACUAUUGUAAAAUGCUGUUGUUCAACCCAUUCGAUUCAUUGUAUAUACAUACGUACGUAGUCUAAUUCUUGGCAGCCAUGAGAGCUGUAGGAAGAACACCAGCCCCAGCUGCAGAGGCUGCAAUGUGUGCUAGCUGUCUAGCUGUUGCUACCAGAACAAUGUACAAAAGCCGUUACAAAUUUGAUUCGGCUUCUCCCCGAAUCUGUGGGGAGGAGGAAACUGUUGACAGGAUCUACUCAUCUACUCCCCUUGUCCUCU
Molecule: messenger RNA, 2850 nt
Organism: Brachypodium distachyon (stiff brome)
Lineage: Eukaryota; Viridiplantae; Streptophyta; Magnoliopsida; Poales; Poaceae
Product: probable GTP diphosphokinase RSH3, chloroplastic
Exons: 6
Coding region: 429-2555 (708 amino acids)
Biological process (GO): guanosine tetraphosphate metabolic process
Cellular component (GO): chloroplast
Source: RefSeq, a predicted model, not a curated record